UUUAGUGGGGGGAAAACAAAAAUGGCGGAAGAGCAGGAGCUACUGCAGUUGGAGAUUCUGUGUAAGCAGUUCUAUGAGACAAACAACACGAACCUGCGAGCAGAUGCAGAGAAGGCUCUUGUUGAUUUUGCAGACUCCCCAGAUUGCUUGAGCAAAUGCCAACUUCUAUUAGAAAGAGGAAAUUCACCUCUUGCACAGCUGCUGGCUGCAACGACUUUGACAAAACUGGUGACACGCCCAAAUAUUGCAUUACCCUUAGAACAAAGGAUAGACAUCAGAAAUUAUGGCCUCAACUAUUUGGGAACAAGGCCCAAACUGGUGCACUAUGUGUUACAGGCCCUUGUACAGCUAUUUGCAAGAAUCACAAAAAUUGGAUGGUUUGACAUGAAAGAUGAAGAAUACGCAUUCAGAAAUGUAAUCACAGACGUCACAAAGUUUAUACAGAGUGGCUUCACACAACAUGUGAUGAUUGGGGUACAGCUGCUGUCCCAGUUGGUCUGCGAGAUGAACCAGGUUAGCGAAGCUGAUGCCAGCAGAUCCUUAACAAAGCACAGGAAGAUAGCAUCAUCAUUCCGUGACACUCAGCUGUUUGAGAUUUUUCAGCUGUCAUGCUCCUUGUUGCAAACAGCUGCUGGAAACAUAAAAAACAUGAAUUUCUCUGAUGACAGUCAGCAUGGUUUCAUCCAACAUUCCUUACGACUGGCACACAACUGUUUAACAUUUGACUUUAUUGGCACAUCUACCGAUGAAUCGUCGGACGAUCUGUGUACAGUGCAGAUUCCAACAUCUUGGAGGUCAGCUUUCCUGGACUUUGCCACUAUGCAGCUGUUUUUCGACCUGUAUGUGGGACUGCCGGUCACAUUAUCUCCCUUGGCACUCUCCUGUCUCGUCCAGAUCGCCUCUGUCCGACGGUCUCUGUUUAACAACACAGAACGGGCCAAGUUUCUUAAUCAAAUUGUUGUUGGUGUGAGGAAUAUCCUGGAGAAUCCCCAGGGUUUAUCUGACCCCAGUAACUAUCACGAGUUCUGUCGCCUGUUGGCUCGGCUGAAAUCCAACUACCAGCUAGGAGAGCUGGUCAAGGUAGACAACUACCCUGAGGUCAUCAAAAUGAUCGCCGAGUUUACUGUGACCAGUCUCCGGCAAAUGUGGCAGUUUGCACCAAACAGUGUUCACUACCUGUUGAGUCUGUGGCAGAGAAUGGUUGCAUCGGUACCAUAUGUGAAGGCCACGGAGCCACAUCUUCUGGAGACCUUCACACCCGAGGUUCUCAAAGCAUAUACUAUGUCACGUCUGGAGUCGGUCACCAUCGUACUUAAAGAUGGGCUGGAUGAUCCACUUGAUGACACAGGAAUGGUGAUGCAGCAAUUAGAACAGUUAUCAACCAUUGGGCGUUGUGAGUAUGAAAAGACGUGUGCACUGCUAGUUCAGCUAUUUGAUGAAGCGGCCCAGAGGUACCAGGAACUGAUCACAUCACAGACGCAGGGGGCUGAGAUUACAAUUCAGGAAGGUCGGCUUUCAUGGCUGGUCUACAUUAUCGGCUCUGUGAUAGGGGGGCGUGUGUCGUUCGCUAGCACAGAUGAACAUGACGCCAUGGAUGGAGAAUUAGCAUGCAGGGUGCUACAACUGAUGAACUUAACAGACAGCCGGAUUGCUGCUCAGGGGGGCUGUGAAAAAUUAGAUCUGGCAAUCCUCAGCUUCUUUGAACAAUUUAGAAAAAUCUAUGUUGGUGAUCAGGUCCAUAAGAUGUCAAAAGUAUACCGACGACUCUCUGAGGUGCUGGGGCUCAAUGAUGAAUCCAUGGUUUUGAGUGUAUUUGUUGGUAAAAUAAUCACAAACCUGAAGUAUUGGGCGCGGAGUGAACAGAUCAUCUCUCGGACCCUACAGCUGCUUAGUGACCUAUCCGUGGGCUACAGCAGUGUGAGGAAACUGGUCAAGCUGGAGGCGGUCCAGUUCAUGCUAAAUAACCACACAAGUGAACACUUCCCGUUCUUGGGGAUCAGUACCAACAACCGGCCGAUAUCUGACAUGCGAUGUCGUACCACAUUCUACACAGCAUUGGGGCGGUUACUGAUGGUGGACCUUGGCGAGGAUGAGGAAAAGUUUGAUAAAUUUAUGAUACCAUUGACUGCUGCGUUUGAGUCGGUCGGGAACAUGCUGGCAUGUGCAAAUACCCCGAUGAAGGCUGAGGAGGCUAAGAGCAGGUCUCAGCGGCUGCUGUUUGAUGUUUCCUCGCCGAAUGGAUACCUACUAUUUAGAGAAGUCAGCAAGAUGAUAGUCACAUAUGGAUCCCGAGUCUUGUCAUUAGGAGAUAUACCAAAGGACCGAACUUAUCCAAUGAAAUUGAAGGGAAUUUCCAUAUGUUUUUCUAUGUUAAAGGCAGCAUUGUGUGGCUCUUAUGUAAACUUUGGCGUGUUUAGACUUUAUGGAGACGAUGCACUAGAUAACGCCCUAGGCAUGUUUGUCAAACUGCUGCUGUCAAUAUCACAACGGGAUCUCAUGGACUACCCGAAGCUGAGUCAGAAUUACUACGGUCUCCUGGAAUGCCUGGCCAAUGAUCACAUGACGUUCAUCAGUAACUUGGAACCACAGGUCUUUCUCUACAUCCUCACCACCAUCUCGGAGGGGCUCACUGCACUAGACACAAUGGUUUGUACAGGAUGUUGUGCUACCCUCGACACAAUCAUCACAUACCUGUUCAAACGCCUCACGACCAAGAAGAAGAAAUCUCACCCAGGAACAGUUCCCGACAGCGAAGCUUUCUUACGCAUUCUAGAACUCCAUCCCGACAUCCUCCAGCAGAUGCUGUCAACUGUGCUAAAUAUCAUCAUGUUUGAAGACUGCCGGAACCAGUGGUCCAUGUCACGGCCGCUGUUAGGUCUCAUCUUACUGAAUGAGGAGUACUUUAACAAGUUACGAGACACUAUUAUCUCCAGCCAGCCCGGGGAUAAACAGCAGAGGAUGGUCCAGUGCUUCGAAAACUUAAUGAAUGGAAUUGAGCGGUCACUUUUGACCAAGAACAGAGAUAGGUUUACACAGAAUUUGUCGGUGUUUCGUCGUGAUGUGAAUGACUCUUUAAAAGCCCCCGGUGGCCAAAGUCCUAUUCCUUCCUCCUCUUCUUCACUAGACAUGAUGAGUUAUAGCUAAUGUUUGUUCCCUGUGGUGUGAGAGUGUUUCUAGGUGAUCUCUUAAAAUGGUCAUUCGGCCUCGGUGACUUGCGACUAGUGCUCACCAGGCCAUGGUAUGGAUGGUCAAUGUCUGGACAGCUGGACACUAAGCUAUGGUGAGGAUGGUCAUUUUAUAGUGUUCAACAUUUGUUAUGGAGUGAAUAAUCAUUGGACGCCAUGUGGGUUAUCGUCGUCUGCGCGGACGUGGAUGGUUAUUCGACAUUCGUUAUGGAGUGAAUAAUCAUUGGACGGGACUAUUGGACGCCAUAUGGAUUAUCGGCGGCGGCACAGACGUGGAUGGUUAUUCGACAUUUGUGUAGGAUGUGGUUUGUGUUCUUGUCCAGUUGUAACUGGACACCUGUAUAAAUGGGUCAUUACUCUGCCUCAGACCAUAGCAUUAAGGGCAUAUGCUACCUUACAUCUUUUUUUCAAGAGAGUUCCGUGCUUAGGAAUCUGUAAAAUACAUUUAUUAUAAAUGUUGAAUUGGAUUUAGUCAAUAAGUUAACUCAUUCACCCCUGA
Messenger RNA from Mizuhopecten yessoensis (Yesso scallop), 3684 nucleotides. Its product is annotated as exportin-7-like. Gene Ontology annotation, molecular function: small GTPase binding; nuclear export signal receptor activity. Gene Ontology annotation, cellular component: nuclear pore; cytoplasm. The coding region runs from base 22 to 3144 and encodes 1040 amino acids. The transcript has 28 exons. Lineage: Eukaryota; Metazoa; Mollusca; Bivalvia; Pectinida; Pectinidae. The record is from RefSeq and is a predicted model, not a curated record. Gene Ontology annotation, biological process: protein export from nucleus.